This is a messenger RNA of Trifolium pratense (red clover), 1083 nucleotides long. RefSeq names its product endo-1,3;1,4-beta-D-glucanase-like. The record is from RefSeq and is a predicted model, not a curated record. Bases 144 to 860 code for a protein of 238 amino acids. The transcript is spliced from 7 exons. Gene Ontology annotation, molecular function: hydrolase activity. Lineage: Eukaryota; Viridiplantae; Streptophyta; Magnoliopsida; Fabales; Fabaceae.
AAUUUAAAACAAAAAACUUCAAAUAUGGACUGAUUCAAAGGAAUAUUUCCAACUUAGUUGAGUUAGAUUCCACUUUUAUAACCAAUCCGAUUAAUUGUGAGAUAUAGGAUAUUGAUACGUGUGUGUGAAAGAACGUAGCAAAGAUGUCAGGACCAGAAUGUUGCUCAAAUCCACCAACUCUGAAUCCAAAUGCAGGAACUGGUCACGUUGACAAGUUGGGUGCUCUGAAUGCUUAUAUCACCGGAUCUCCUAAUUCCAAUUCCGCUGUUCUUCUCGUCUCCGAUAUUUUUGGAUAUGAAGCGCCAAAUUUAAGGAAGCUUGCAGACAAAGUUGCAGCUGCUGGUUAUUAUGUUGCUGUUCCUGACUUCUUUAAUGGCGAUCCCUACAAUCCCGAGAACCCUGAUAGGCCAUUGCCUAUUUGGUUAAAAGAUCAUGGGACGGAUAAAGGUUUUGAAGAUGCAAAACUCGUACUCGAAGCCAUAAAAAGUAAAGGUGUUUCAUCUAUCGGGGCUGCUGGAUUUUGCUGGGGUGCUAAGGUUGUUACUGAACUCGCGAAAUCCGUACUUAUUCAAGCUGUUGUGCUAUUGCAUCCAUCGUUUGUCUCUGUGGAUGACAUAAAGGGUGUUGACAUUCCCAUUUCUAUACUUGGAGCUGAGAUUGACAAACUUUCUCCUCCAGAGCUUGUGAAACAGUUUGAAGAAAUUCUAUCUACUAAACCUGUGGCAAAUUUUGUGAAAAUAUUUCCUAAAGUUUCACAUGGUUGGACUGUGAGAUACGACCUGGAAGUUGCAGAAGCUGUGAAGGCUGCAGACGAGGCACAUCAGGACUUGCUGGACUGGUUUGCUAAACAUCUCAAAUGAGAAAUCUUUGUCAGUUGAUAUCGUAUGUAUCGACGUGUGUAUUUGAAGUGCAACAUGUUACUCAUUCCACAUAUCUUCAGUUUACACCAAAAUAAAUGCUUUAUUGUUGCAUGUUGGACACAGAUUAUUGAUAGAUUCAUCAGCGUAUUUGUAAAAAUAUAAUGUUGCUUCCUGUGGACAGUUGUGGUUUGAGAUAUUAAGAAAUCCUAUUUUAAGACUUCUA